CUCCAACCAGUACGCGGACUAGUUUACCAGGGGGCGCGCGUUCGUCGCGUUCUCAAUUUGAAUUUCCCGCUAUUUAUUAUUAUUUUUUUUUAUCGGCCAGUGUUGUGUUUUUUUAUAUUGCUGGAUACUUUUUUUUAUCAUGGUUGUUCCAGAUACCGAAAUGCCAGUCAAAGAGGGAGGGAAGAAAUCGCUCGUCGGCGUGAUAGACGACGGGACGAAGACAGUCAGAUUUGUGAUAUACGAAGCGGAAUGUUCAAACGAACUCGUGUCAUAUCAGCUGGACAAAACAGAGGUGCAGCCUCAAGAAGGAUGGUCCGAACAGGACCCAUUGGAGAUCAUGCACAACAUCAGAAUAUGCGCGGAAAAUGCUAUAGAUCAGCUGACUGAAUUAGGUUAUUCCAGAGAAGAUAUCGUCACAUUAGGCAUAACUAACCAGAGGGAGACAACAAUAGCAUGGGACAUGUGUACUGGACAACCCUUACAUCCAGCUAUAGCAUGGAAUGAUAUCCGAACAGACAGCACAGUCGACGCUAUUCUAGCCAAAGUGCCAGAUCGUAACAAGAAUUACUUUAAAAACAUAUGCGGUUUGCCAAUAUCGCCAUACUUUAGCGCGUUGAAAAUGCGCUGGUUGAAGGACAAUGUUAAAGCGGUGAGGAAGGCGAGCAGAGAUAAACGGCUUUUAUUCGGCACCGUUGACUCUUGGAUUAUUUGGAACUUAACCGGAGGUCCUCACGGUGGCAUCCACAUAACAGAUGUAACCAACGCGUCCAGGACUCUGCUCAUGAACUUGGAGACUUUGAACUGGGACCCUAUGCUUUGCAGGUUAUUCGGCGUACAUCGAAACACUUUGCCGCAGAUCCGUAGCAGCUCUGAAGUUUACGGUAGAGUUGAAGAUUGUUCAGUUUUGGACGGCAUCAGAAUAUCUGGGAUACUAGGCAACCAGCAAUCGGCGUUGGUAGGCCAGAACUGCAUGAGCGCAGGACAAGCCAAGAACACGUACAGGAGCGGAUGUUUCCUCCUCUACAAUACAGGCACGCGUAAGGUGCAGUCCACACACGGGUUGAUAACCACGGUCGCGUACAAGCUGGGACCCGACGCGCCCGCUGUGUACGCGCUUGAAGGCUCGAUUGCCGUCGCCGGUGGUGCCAUGAAGUUCCUGCGGGAUAACUUGCAUCUUAUCAAGGAUGUGGUUGAAGAUACGGAGCAUAUUGCUGGACAAGUGUUCUCAACGGGGGACGUGUAUUUUGUUCCAGCUUUUAGUGGACUAUAUGCGCCUUAUUGGAGGAAGGAUGCUAGAGGAAUAAUUUGCGGUCUCACAGCUUUCACGACCAAGAACCACAUCAUACGAGCAGCUUUGGAGGCAGUCUGUUUCCAAACCAGGGACAUAUUGGAAGCAAUGAACAAAGACUGCGGCAUGCCAUUGGCCAAACUACACGUCGACGGUCGGAUGACGUCCAACGAUUUGCUGAUGCAGUUGCAAGCGGACCUCACCGGUAUACCUGUGUUGCGAGCCCAGUCGUGGGAUAUGUCUGCGCUAGGAGUGGGGAUAGUGGCGGGCAACUCCGUCGGCGUGUGGAGCUGUGACAAGUGGAAACAUCACUCUGCAUCCACUGACACAUUCUUACCUACCACUACUGAUGACGAUCGUGACGCGAGGUACACGAAAUGGAAAAUGGCGGUGCAACGGUCACUCGGAUGGGCGACGACCAAAAAGUCGAUCACAAUGACAGAGGAGCGAUACAAGCUUUUGGCAUCGAUACCCGCUGCUUUGUACAUCUUUGGCAGCUUUACCAUGCUAGUCGUAUCAUCUAUACUCAAGAACAAUAGAUGAUCAGUUAAAUAAAUUAAAGUACAAAUUGGGCUGGGCUUUACUAUUUGGACUAUGGCGUUUUAAGAAUAUUUGUCUAUAUUCAAUAGUUAUGUCAAUGUGUAAUCGACUUAAAAUGUAUUAACAUUGGGUCAUUUAUGCUUUUUCUGUAUGUUUGUAAUAUUCGUAUUUGGGAAAGCGUUUAAUUUCUCAGUUAUAUAUUUUAGCAAAUUUGAGGAUUACUGUAGAGGCUAUUUACCUAAAUAAAAGUAAUCUAGCCGUGAUUAUUAGUACCACCGAAAUAUGUAUUUUUACAUAAAGUUCUUUUGCAUUCGACAUAACUCAAAAAUCGUAAAUGUUACUAGAACAAAAUAUUUCGAUUUUACGGUUACCAUCUGCUGAAUUUGUUACCUUUAGUAGAUUCUAGAGUUGAAUCCGUAACAACAUUUUAUAAGACAUCAAAUAAGGCAAAGUAUUGGAGCAAUCAAAUAGAUAGUUUUAUAUUAUUAUCUUAUUGAUUGCCAAUAUUUUAGGUUUUACUAAAUUACUUUGCCGCAUAUAUUUUUAUGUGCCAUAAUUAUCUUUGACCUCAUGUUAGAUGUAGGAGUAUUUAAUUUUCCAUUGUUACUCGAACGCACAAUAUUUGUACGUGUAAUCAACCAAAUUGUAAAUACUGGGUUUUUUAAGAAUAUUGUUUUCGAUCUCGGAGACAAAUACUGGUAAUCAAGGCAGUAAGUCAAAGGCGGCCAAUUUAUUACUGAUUUGGAAUGGUAUAAACGAACAUUCUUCCUAAGGUUUCAUCUCUCUCUAGUAGGUCCCUCAUAUCUGAGGAUCGUUGUCAGCAUCAGGCUUGCAUCUGGAACGAUGAUCUGCCUCCACCGGUUUCAUACAUCUACGUAAAUUAUAAAUGCAUUUUCUUGUUUGAUAAACAGUAGUAAAAACGAUAAGAUAAUCUAGUUAAUCAUGUAAUAAAGCAGAAUCGCCUUUUCAGACUUACUGCUUUCUCGAUUUCUACAGCAGAAUAAACUCUUGAAUAUUUUAAUAAAAUAUACCUGAUGAGGCUUUAACUAUAAGCUUAACAUCAAUAGCAUGAAGAAAAAUUAAAUUUAAUUACUAAAUAAUAAAAAAAUGUUUUAACCUUUGUCUCCAAGAUUGAGAAACAUCGUUCAAAUUGAAUCUUUACGUAUUAGUUUUAUGGAAAUGGGCUAUCAUGAUAUUUAUUAUUUGUAGCAUUUAAGUAAUUGGUGUGAUAUAAUUUAUAUGCGUAUAUGUAGAAUAGUUGUCUAUGUCUGGGAUUACAAUCAAACUACUAAAUAAUAAUAGCGUAAGAAAUUGUUGCUCAGAACAAAACUAUGAAAACCUCAUUUCUUCGUUAAAUCUGAUUUAUAAAUAUCUUUAUUGUUUGUUAAAUUUGUUUUAUGAAUACCAAAAUCUCAAUUUCAAACUGUAGUUCCUUUAUGUAUUUACUCAUAUAGCGCAUUUAUUUUUGUGUUAUAUAGAUUGUACAAGUGUACACAAAGGAUAUAAACAGUUCAAACUGCAUUUCAUGUAUCGAUUGCUAUUAAGAGCCUUUUUUUUACCAAAGCAGUAAAAAAUAAAUAAAAUAUGUAUAUACCUUGCUAAUGGAUAAAAUUGAAUUGUUUGUUAAAUGUAACUUUCCGGCAACUGAAACGAUUUGGUAGUAUCAAACAUACUUCAAUUUAAUACUUAUAUGCCUUCUAAUAUAGUUAAAAGGCUAACACCACUGCUUAGAGAAGAGGGACAAGUGUGUAAGUUUUGUGACAAUUUGACCCCCAUGUACCUACUUCAAGUACCUCCCUGUCCUAAAUGUACAGACGGUGUUCCAAUGAGUAUUUAGUGUACAAUAUAUAAUAGUUAUUUUUUAAUAAUAAUUAUAUAUUGGGAUGUACGGAGCAUUGUCUUUUUUGGAGACACAAAUACCGUAAAUGUUUCUCAUUAAUUUCUCGCUUUUGUGUAGUCAGAUAUGAUUUUUAGACGUGUUUAAUUAAUGUUAUAUUUUCGUAGGCAAGUAAUAUUUUUAUGCUUGGGGUUGUGUGUCUUAGAUUUAUAGGUUCAAAUUGCAUUUUAUAUGAUUUUUUAUUGGAAUAAGUAUUGUGUUGUAGUGAGGUACUUACUAUUUAGAGACCAGAUAAAACAAAUUUGAACCGUUUCUUACAGAUGUUAAUUCCGAUUUGAAAAGCUUAAAAAUCUUUUCCCGCUAUGAAAGACCCAAAACUCUGUACGAGGUCAGCGACAUCCAUUUAAAAAUUACAUCAUAAAAUUCCAAUAUUUCUCAUGUGAGGAAAUCUCUGGGAUAAUAAGUAGCCUAUGUGUUAAACCAUGGUCUAUUCGUGUACCAAAUUUUAUCCAAUUAUUUCUGACAAUUUCUUAUUUCUAAUAAACAUUCGAACAUUUUCACAAACUAUCAUUAUAAAAUUAGUAGUAGUAAGAUACGUAACGUAGCUUUCUAUAGAGAGUCCCUAUAUCUAAGUUUGUUGGGGGCUUUUCAGGGCAGUGCGAACUUUUGGGCGCCUGCUUAGUUUAUUGUAGGUAUGGGCCAAAAGGGGCCCUGUAUCAUUGAUACGGCUGCUACAGCAGUCGCUACGCCCCUGGUCUACACACCCUUAACAGGUCUUGCUGCCUUGAACAACAAGUUUGCCGUUAUAAGCGAAAGGUUAGACGAGUCAUGCUACGAUCAAGAAUUAAAUUUGAUGCAAUCUAGGCUUUACACGUUAUGUCCAUGUCUCGAAUUAAUGCCGGGUAAGAAAAAAUAUGUUCUUCUGGUCUCUAGAUUUGUGUAUGUGUUAUUUUUUAGACUUUUGACCCUUAUUGUGAUUUAUUUGCAUCAUUCCUUUGACAUAAUUUAUUGUGUGGUAGCUAUGGGAUAUUUGUUAAUCGGUGCAUUUCGAUUGGUAUUUAAGGAAAAUUAUGAUUGGAAAUAUCAGUAUUGGCAAAUGGGAAUAAUAUUUAUCUAUCGUAGAAUAAUUGAAUUGUUUAAAAAGCGUAAUAUCAGGCACGAAAUCAGAUUUAGUAUUAAUUUAUAAUGAUCAUUGGUGUGUAAAAAGUUAUUUUGUUUAAACCAGACGGGGGUCCGGAUCUUUUAUGUCCCCUUCCUGAAUACACGUCUGAACAUAUUACAAGAAAACGAAAUUUAAACAAAGAAUUAGGUAUUGUUUGUAUUUUUUUUUUAUAUAUUUUUAUAAUUUGUACUUAAAUUGGUUUUGGAAAUUAUUUUUGGGGGGUAUAUAUAAUAAUAUAAAAUCAAAUGUAUAUUUUCACUAUCUAUAUUACAAAUCAAUGUAAAAGUUAUUCUGCUCUUAUAUGUCAAGUAAAUGACUUAGACAAUAUAUAAAUGAUGUGA
This is a messenger RNA of Manduca sexta (tobacco hornworm), 5168 nucleotides long. RefSeq names its product glycerol kinase (gene Gk2). Bases 140 to 1831 code for a protein of 563 amino acids. Gene Ontology annotation, cellular component: mitochondrion. Gene Ontology annotation, molecular function: glycerol kinase activity. The transcript is spliced from 14 exons. The record is from RefSeq and is a predicted model, not a curated record. Gene Ontology annotation, biological process: triglyceride metabolic process; glycerol metabolic process; glycerol-3-phosphate biosynthetic process. NCBI's taxonomy places the organism in Eukaryota, Metazoa, Arthropoda, Insecta, Lepidoptera, Sphingidae.